UUGAGUCCUAUAACACAUCUAAACUCUCAUCAAUACAAAUUUACAAAAACUUUAUAACAAAUAGCAAGAGUACAAAGCUAAUCAUGAAACCCAUAAUCCUAUCAUUUGCACUACUCUUUGCAUUGUCCACCCAACCCUUGCUCGGAGAAGCUGAUGCUUCACCUGAUCAAGUGGUUGACAUAGAAGGUAACAAGGUUCGGGUCGGAGUAAACUACUACAUCCGACCAGUCCCAACAACCCCGUGCAACGGUCGUGGGCCUUGUGUUGUUGGUAGUGGUUUUGUUCUCGUAGCAAGAUCACCAAACGAGACUUGUCCACUUAAUGUUGUAGUGGUUGAGGGUUUUCGUGGACAAGGAGUAACAUUUACACCAGUUAACCCUAAGAAAGGUGUUAUUAGGGUUUCCACUGACCUCAACAUUAAGACUUCCCUUGAUAUAGUGUGUGAAGAGUCCACGGUAUGGAAGCUUGACGAUUUUGAUUCUUCAUCUGGACAAUGGUUUGUGACUACCGGUGGGGUUGUUGGAAAUCCUGGUAAGGACACCAUUAGCAAUUGGUUCAAGAUUGAGAAAUAUGAAGAUGACUAUAAGCUUGUGUUUUGCCCUACAGUAUGCAAUUUUUGCAAGCCCCUGUGCAGAAAUGUUGGGAUCUUUAGGGAUAGUAAUGGAAAUCAACGUGUGGCUCUCACUGAUGUGCCUUACAAAGUUCGGUUCCAGCUAUCUGCUUAGAAGCAUUCUCAUACAUGAACAAAUUGUGUAAUAUAUACUUUUCACUUUUACAUUAGUAAAAGUGAAUAACAUCAUGAAGGAAUAAAAUCAAUCAAUAUGUUUAUCCUAAAAAUAUUUUCAUAUGAAUAAAAUGCAUAUUUUCUUGUUACAAUCUGAUAUAAAUUCCAUUUUAACAUAAUGAAAUGCUCACAACUUUUCAAGACUCUGGUUGUGGAAGACAACCUAAUGAAAUUCUCCGAACAUAUAUAAUGCAGUGUUAUUGGGUGGCUGAUGGCGAUCUAUGGCGGAGCGCCAAAAUCCCACAAUAAUGCCGGACAUAUGGCGUGACACCACCAUCCUUCACAUAUUUAGCCAUGGUGGAGAGCCUAAAACCUGGCACUGAACUCUUUUGAUACCGAAACCUACAGCCUCUUUAGACGAAUCAGACUCUCAUCACUUGCUUUUGUUCAUAUUUCCCUUCAUCUCAACUCACCCAAAGAGACUGAAAUCCUAACCCUUUUGAUCCAUUAACCCAUAAUGUAACAUUAAUACCACCAAACCCUUGUUGGUUUAACUUUGAAACCAUUGGUCUAUCUCUCCAUCAUCUUUUAACUUCAAUUAUAUCUUCACUUUCAGUUUCAUCACCACCUCACCUCUCUCAGCUUUCAUUACCUCUGCUAGUCUCUUUCUUGCUAU
This is a messenger RNA of Vicia villosa (hairy vetch), 1400 nucleotides long. Its product is annotated as miraculin-like. The record is from RefSeq and is a predicted model, not a curated record. Bases 84 to 725 code for a protein of 213 amino acids. Gene Ontology annotation, molecular function: endopeptidase inhibitor activity. The transcript has a single exon. Lineage: Eukaryota; Viridiplantae; Streptophyta; Magnoliopsida; Fabales; Fabaceae.